AUGGCGCAGCAACUAAUUCAGAUGGACCAGGAAAGACUCUGCUGUUCCAUCUGCCUGGAUCUACUGAAGGAUCCAGUGACUAUUCCCUGUGGACACAACUACUGUAUGAACUGUAUAAAAAGCCACUGGGAUGAAGAAGAUCAGAAGAAAGUCUACAGCUGUCCUCAGUGCAGACAGACCUUCAGACCGAGGCCUGCCCUGGUGAAAAACACCAUGUUAGCAGAUUUAGUGGAGGAGCUGAAGAAGACAGAACCUCAAGCUGCUCCAGCUGAUCACUGCUAUGCCGGACCAGGAGAUGUGUCCUGUGAUUUCUGCUCUGGGAGAAAGAUGAAAGCUCUCAAGUCCUGUCUGCAGUGUCUGGUCUCUUACUGUGAGCAACACCUCCAGCCUCACUAUGAAUCCGCUGCCUUUGAAAAACACAAGCUGGUCGACCCCUCCAAGAAGCUUCAGGAGAACAUCUGCACUCAUCACAAUGAGAUAAUGAAGAUUUUCUGUUGCACUGAUCAGCAGUGUAUCUGUAUUCUCUGCUCCAUGGAUGAACAUAAAGGCCACGACACUGUCUCAACUGCAGCAGAAAUGACUGAUUCAGCAGAGAAUCCAGGACAGAGAGGAAGAUGUGAAAGUGCUUCAGGAAGAUGUGGAGGCUAUCAAUCGUGCUGCUGAUAAAGCAGUGAGGGACAGUGAGAAGAUUUUUACUGAUCUAACUAGCUGGAGCAACUCUCACACACAGAGGACCCCAUCCAGUUUCUACGCAAGUAUCCCCCUUUGUCAUGUUGUAGUGAAUCGAUAUUCGUCCUGUACUUCAUUUUAAGGAUGUGAUGGUGGCUGUGUCAGAGGCCAGAGAUAAACUACAGGACAUUUUUAGUGAGGAAUGGACAAAAAUCGAACUGUCACUGACUGAAGUGGAUGUUUUACUGCCACAAGCAGAGCCCAAGACCAGAUCUGAGUUCUUACAAUAUUCACAUCAAAUCACAUUGGAUCCAAACACAGCAAACACACGUCUUUUGAUAUCUGAUGGAAACAGAAAAGCAACACUUAUAAGUGACUCAGUAAUGAAGAUGAAAGUGGAAAUUAACCAAGUUACCUCCACAGUCUUCAGGUCCUGAGUAGAGAGAGUUUGACUGGACAUUGUUACUGGGAGGUGGAGUGGAG
Molecule: messenger RNA, 1152 nt
Organism: Dicentrarchus labrax (European seabass)
Lineage: Eukaryota; Metazoa; Chordata; Actinopteri; Moronidae
Product: E3 ubiquitin/ISG15 ligase TRIM25-like
Exons: 1
Coding region: 1-663 (220 amino acids)
Molecular function (GO): zinc ion binding
Source: RefSeq, a predicted model, not a curated record